This is a messenger RNA of Oppia nitens, 1038 nucleotides long. Its product is annotated as trafficking protein particle complex subunit 10-like. Gene Ontology annotation, biological process: intra-Golgi vesicle-mediated transport; early endosome to Golgi transport. The transcript is spliced from 2 exons. The record is from RefSeq and is a predicted model, not a curated record. Gene Ontology annotation, cellular component: TRAPPII protein complex. NCBI's taxonomy places the organism in Eukaryota, Metazoa, Arthropoda, Arachnida, Sarcoptiformes, Oppiidae. The coding region runs from base 176 to 427 and encodes 83 amino acids.
CAUUACAUAACAUGUGAUAAGACUAUCACAUAAAUAAAAACAAAAGAAAGUGUCCGCUAAAAGCAAUACAGAAAAGACAAAUCGAAGAAAUGUCAAUUUCUGUCAAAACUAUCAAAUCAGUGGCCAAUGUGUUGAAUCACAAUUUAGAGGACAAUAACACACAAUAGUAGUCUUAAUGAAAAUAUCGGAGCUAACAAUGGGUACCUAUAAACACAUCGGACGCAUGCGAUUUGCCCGACUAAUUGGCAAAGAGUUGACCGAACUUUAUAUCAAAAUGGGUAAACCACAGAAAGCUAUAUCUUUUCUGCUCGACUUUGAGAAAGUCUAUGUCCGAGAAAAAUGGCCGCACCUGUUGAACGAAAUACGUGUGCUAUUGUUGAAGUGCUACGAAAUGGUUGGCGACUCACGCCGUGUCUUCAAAGUCUAGUGUCAGUUGGCCGUCAACGAACUGAUUGCCGGCAACCAGCGGCUAAACUAUUGCUAGAAAACGAACGACUGUUGAAGACACUGCAACACCAGCCAAACAAUAAUAUUAAUACCGGUACUAAUAAUAAUAAUCAAUACAAUGAUCUGUCAAUGAUAUCAUCGUCAUCAUCAUCAGCGGUGGGCCGAUAUGUAUAGCAAUGGACGAACUAUUUGAAGUACAAUCGAUGAGAUUGUUGGCUCUCGACGGUCAUUAUACGGUCGUCAAUCGGCAUCUGGAGCUAUCACUCGAGCUCAUCAAUAACUUUCCCAAAGAUAUUCAUUGUGAUAAAGUAGUGAUUACGUUGAUCUAUGAAGACUUGUCGUCUAACAUGACUAUAACGGCAACAAGCAUAGGACAACGAUCACCGGCGGCGGCGGGUGUCCACACAUGAAUGAAAUUAUGCAUACAAUUGUUGCCAACAUUUUCCGAUAAUAAAAAAAAUAAAAUAAUUUGUUUGUUUUAUUUGUAAACUAAUUAAUAAAAACAGUAAUACAAUUAAUGACAAAUAGUGUAGUAAUACAUGACCGCAUACAGCGUUCAAUUAGUGUCUCAACAUUUCGGAGAUAAAAAUC